AUGGUCGGAAUCCAGCUAGAACUGCAGCCUGCUCACGGCUACGUGCCUCUUGUCGUAGUGCUUCUCCACGUUGUGAACACGUGGGCGGGCCAUCAAGUAGGAGUGGCUCGCAAGAAAUUUGGCGUCGACUAUCCGCAGAUGUGUGCGGAGAAAAGCGAAAAGAAUGCCAAGGCGUUUAACUGCGUGCAGCGAGGACAUCAAAACAUCGUGGAGAAUAUCCCCAGUUUCUUGGGCCUGUUUUUCACGUCCGCGUUGUACCGUCCCCAGGUUGCUACCGUUGCGGGUCUCGCGCGUAUCCUCGGUUUUGUCGUGUACAUGCGUGGCUACUCUUCGGGAGAUCCGCAGAAGCGCAUGCAGGGGGCCUUCGGCCACUUCGCUCUCCUCGUCAACGUCUGUCUGAGCGUCGAGGCUGGGCUGCGCAUACUGGGCAUCUUGUAGUUGAAGUGGUCAGCG
Messenger RNA from Phytophthora nicotianae INRA-310, 453 nucleotides. RefSeq lists its product as hypothetical. NCBI's taxonomy places the organism in Eukaryota, Oomycota, Peronosporomycetes, Peronosporales, Peronosporaceae. The record is from RefSeq and is a predicted model, not a curated record. Gene Ontology annotation, molecular function: glutathione transferase activity; glutathione peroxidase activity. Bases 1 to 438 code for a protein of 145 amino acids. The transcript has 4 exons. Gene Ontology annotation, cellular component: endoplasmic reticulum; membrane; nuclear envelope.